This is a messenger RNA of Culex quinquefasciatus (southern house mosquito), 3169 nucleotides long. RefSeq names its product protein neuralized (gene neur). NCBI's taxonomy places the organism in Eukaryota, Metazoa, Arthropoda, Insecta, Diptera, Culicidae. Gene Ontology annotation, molecular function: ubiquitin protein ligase activity. The transcript is spliced from 3 exons. The record is from RefSeq and is a predicted model, not a curated record. Bases 568 to 2664 code for a protein of 698 amino acids.
ACCGAUCGUCAGUUCUGAGCAAGCCGUCCACCGGUGAAGACGUGCGUUCUACCUCUCACAGAGUAGUAGCGUCUUUGGGGAAUACUGUAGUUUAAGUUGUUAGUUUAUUUUUGGGACAUACAGUGUACGUAAUAAGUGUGCGUUGAUCUACACGGAGAUCAGCUCGGAAUCAGUCAGUGCAUCGUAUACGAGAAGAAUCCGCUCGAAAGUGCAACAGGAAGUGCCAGUUUGCAAAGCGUGGGAACCAAACCAGCGAACGAAUCAAUAACCGGGCAGCGAUUUCUCGUCAUAAAUACAGAGAGAGGCCUGCAGCAGUAACGAGAAGAAGGAGUACGUGCCGCGAACAGUCAGUGUGUGGAAUCGUUUCGGCGGGGAGAAAGAGUUAAAAGAAAGUCGUUGAAAAACAAACUCGCGAUCAGCGCGAAACGAAGAAACUGUUAUGUGUGAUUAAUUCAGUGCGCAGUGAUCGUGCGAGUGAUUUUUUUUGGAUACAUUUCGGAACGCAGCAGCUAAAAAGUUUGCCUUAGCGCGCCCACUCUCUAGCUGAGGGGGUGCCAGUUGAUCCCUAUGGGUGUACUGAACGUGAUCGGUUCCGGUGGUGCCGUCGAGCCGAGUUGCAAAAAGCCCAGCAGCGAUAACAUCUUCUCGCCGAUCAAGAACAAGAUGAAGGUGCUGAAGAAGAUCAAGAAGCGGAUGGGACUAGCUCCCCGCAGUGCAUCGUCCUGUCCCGGUCCGAACAAUCUGCCCCCGCUACUGUUUCACACCGUCCACGGCGACAACAUUAGGAUAUCGCGCGACGGUUCCGUCGCCCGGCGGUACGAGUCGUUCUGCAAGGGAAUCACGUUCAGCGCGCGGCCCGUGCGCGUCAACGAGCGCGUCUGCGUCAAGUUCACCGACAUCUCGAACAACUGGAGCGGCGUGAUCCGGUUCGGGUUCACCUGUAACGACCCGGCCUCGCUUCGCGGCAACCUGCCCAAGUAUGCGUGUCCCGACCUCACCAACAAGCCCGGCUUCUGGGCGAAGGCGCUCAACGAGCGGUACUGCUACCGAAAUAAUGUCCUGUUCUACUACGUCUCACCAUCGGGGGAUGUCCACUUCGGCAUCAACGGCGAGGAGAAGGGCAUCUUUAUCACGGACGUCGACGCACGUGGCCCGCUGUGGGCCGUUAUCGACGUGUACGGUAAUUCUACCGGUAUCGAGUUCCUAGAUUCGCGCAUCUACAUGUUCCAGACGCAACAGCAGCAGCAGCAUCAGCACCAGCACCAGCACCAUCAACAGCAGCCCGCGCAGCAGCAGUCCUGUGGACGGCGGUCGGUAGAUCAGGAGAUCGUACCUCACAUGGAAUCGCUCAGCAUCAACCAGCACAACCAGCAGCUGCUGGACGAACGUCCGGCGGCCAGCACGAACGUCAUCAGUUCAGCCGCAAGCGUACGGUACAACAGCCCCGCGCCGGGACUUCUACCUCUUCCGUUCCAUCCAGUGCGAGGUCGCAACGUCAAGUUCUCCUCGGACCGAACCGUUGCAACGCGCGCCGAAACCGAGUUCUGCCAGGGUUACGUGUUCGCCCCUCGACCGAUCAAAAUCGGCGAACGGCUCAUCAUCCAGAUCCUGAAAACCGACAACAUGUACGUCGGAUCGCUUGCCCUCGGUCUGACCUCGUGCGAUCCGGCCACGCUGCAGCUCGCCGAUCUGCCCGACGACUCCGACCUGCUGCUUGACCGGCCCGAAUACUGGGUCGUCAGCAAGGACGUCGCGUCCACGCUGGUUCGUGGCGACGAGCUGUGCUUCUCGAUCAACGUCAACGGCGAGGUCUCGAUCAGCAAAAACGGUGGCCAACCUUCUGUGAUCAUGCACAUCGACCAGAGCCUGCAGCUGUGGGCCUUCCUGGACGUGUACGGCUCCACCCAGAGCGUCCGCCUCUUCAGCCACGCCAUCCCUGCCCCGUCCUCCGCCGCGUCCUGCUCGGCUCUCUACGAACCCCGCGCCAUGACCUCCUCAACCAGCCAACGCAGCCUGCAGGUCCAGUCUGUGUCCGCUCAAAUCCAACCGAGCUGCAGUUCCUCCGCCAACAUCCGCCCGGACAUGAUCCAGAUCAACCCCGGCGGCACCGUCCUCGUGGUCAACCUGCCCCCCACGGACGUCCAAGGCACGUCCUCGCAGCAACAACCCACGAUCCAGCAGGCGUCCGCCACGCUCGUGUCACGCGGCGGCCUCCCCAACUCCGCCUCCACGCUGUCCGUCCCGCUGUCCACACUCUCCCUCGCGUCCAACGGAUCGUCCACCAGCGAAAUUCUGCCCGCAUACACCUACCCCGAGCCUCUUCCCGCGUCCGCCUACUCUGACGCCAGCUGCGCCACCAAGCCCGUCACCAACAGCAGCUACAAAGCCCUGCUAGCCACGGACAACGCCGCCACCUGCUCCUCCACCUCCAGCUACGGGGGCGGCACCGUCGGCCUGACCGCGAACGGCACCGCCAUCUACAGCACCACCGGCGUCGACUGCACCAUCUGCUUCGAGAAGCCGAUCGACUCGGUGCUGUACAUGUGCGGCCACAUGUGCAUGUGCUACGACUGUGCGAUCAAGCAGUGGCGCGGCAUCGGCGGCGGUCACUGUCCGCUGUGCCGGGCCGUCAUCCGGGACGUGAUCCGCACGUACAAGUCGUAAGGCGGCGGGGCGGAAGUAGUCAUCCGAUACCAAAAGUAAGAUGCGCGCGCAAAGAUGUGCGAACUUCAAUUGUGAUUUUAAUUCCAAAAAGCAAAAAAAGAAAGCUGAAAUUCAGCGAGGAGACGGCUCGGGGGAAAGGAAGAGGAAUCUUUCGGCAUACAUUCUGGUCAAAAUUAUACUUAUAUUUUAUGCGAGUAAAUUAUACAGUAGUCAAAAUUGUCAGCUAGUGGACGCGACGUUAAGGAAACAAGGAUUAUCAAAUUUAUUUUCCAAAAAAUGUUAGUUUGCUGCGCGGGAGGCAGCGUGACGCGCUGAAAGGAAGCAUGCAGAGUUAGGAAUUGUUACUAAAAGGGGUCGUUUUCGUUUUGCACUGUCGAAAUCGUUGACCAACAAAAGCAUUAUCUAGUGUGUAAGUUUGUAGAACAAAUUUGCUGAUCAUCAAACCAAAAAAAACAUAGAGAAAAGAACGCGCAGUUGAUAGUGAGGAAUUUGCCAAAAAAAAAAA